Cuscuta europaea is the source of this 362-nucleotide messenger RNA. NCBI's taxonomy places the organism in Eukaryota, Viridiplantae, Streptophyta, Magnoliopsida, Solanales, Convolvulaceae. The record is from the annotation of a GenBank genome assembly.
UUCACAGUCCUGCAGGAUUCUGAUGCUGAAUUCCCUGCCCUGCUGCCAGGACUCUCACUGAAGAAGACAAAAAAGGCAAAUGCUGAUGGAAAAAAUGUUGCUGCUAUUGAACUCCCACCUCCUGGGAAGGUUAUACAAUCUGGACAGAGAGCAAUGACAAUGGUUUUGGACCCAAACGCAGAUGCUGCACAAAGUGGGGUUGUGACCAAUGCUGAAAUCAGGCCUGAAGGAAUUACUGCUGGGGCAGUAAAGACUGGGGCAGUGGUUGUAGCACCUGCUGCUAAGGAUACUGCUGCAGCAGUAAAUGUAGGGGCUAAGACUACAAAUCCCGAACCUUGGAGUGCUCUUUUUAAGGAUAAUCG